This is a messenger RNA of Zingiber officinale, 2754 nucleotides long. RefSeq names its product protein-tyrosine-phosphatase MKP1-like. Bases 175 to 2289 code for a protein of 704 amino acids. The transcript is spliced from 2 exons. NCBI's taxonomy places the organism in Eukaryota, Viridiplantae, Streptophyta, Magnoliopsida, Zingiberales, Zingiberaceae. Gene Ontology annotation, molecular function: actin filament binding; protein tyrosine/serine/threonine phosphatase activity. The record is from RefSeq and is a predicted model, not a curated record. Gene Ontology annotation, biological process: protein dephosphorylation.
UAUAUUUAUAUUUGACCGCUUUGCUCAGUCUCAGCCGCCAAAUUUUACUAAUACUACUAUGCUACUUCUUCCUCCUCGUCUUCUGUUUUUUUUCCGUUUUUUAUCUAAAUAAGUUGGAAUGAGAUCUCCUACGGUUCCCUUCCAACUGUGGUAGGAAGGAAAGGGGGGAGAGAAAUGGAGGAAGAGGGGUCUACUUCCUCCGGCACUCCUCGCAAGUCCCUUCUCCGCUCCGCCACAUGGACUGCCCGCUCGCAACCGCAUCUCAAUCUCAACCCGAAUCUGAAUCCGAACCCUAACCCUAAUCGGCCCCCCAAACCUGGCCGCCUAGCCCUCCCCCUUCCUCCUCCCCUUGCCGCCUGGCCCCGCCCUGCCUCCGACGACUGCGGCCACUGGCCCGCCACUCCCUCCGCUGCUUCCUCCACCGCCGCCGCCGAUGACGGCGACCCUGAUAUCUCCCGCGUCGACAACCACGUCUACCUCGGCGGCGACGCGGCGGCCCGCGACCGCGCGGUGCUCCGUCGUCAUGGUAUCACCCACGUGCUCAACUGCGCUGGCGCUGCUUGCCCCGACCACUUCCGUGGAGAGCUCGAGUACAGUACGCUGUGCCUCAGGGACUCCCCUGCGGAGGAUCUUUGCCCUGUUCUGUACGACGCGUUCGAUUUCCUCGAGCGGGCUCGCGCUGCUCCUCGCGGCCGAGCGCUUGUCCACUGCCGCCGAGGAGCAUCCAGAUCUGCUGCCCUCGUCGUUGCGUACCUGAUGUGGCGCCGCGCACUGACCUUUGACGACGCGCUCCGGGCCGUUCGCGACGCACGCCCUUCCGCGGACCCGAACUUCGGCUUCGCAGCUCAGCUACUCCGCUGCCAACGUCGCGUGCUUGCCCUUCCGCCGACACCUGGCUCGGCUGCAGUCCGUGCCUACCGCAUGGCGCCGCAGUCCCUCUGCGCCCCCAGUUACAUCGUCCCCAAAUCGGUCGACCUCUCCGCCACAGCCGGUGCUAGCUUUCUUGAUUCUCGAGGCGUCUUCGUCAUUCACACGCCUGCUGCUAUCUACGUCUGGCUCGGUCAAGGCUGCGAACCCUCCAUGACCGCCUCCGCCGGUACCUUCGCUCUCCAACUUGUCCGCUAUGAGCGUGCCGACGGUCCAAUCAUCACGGUGCACGAGGGUUCCGAGCCAGCAGCUUUCUGGGUCUCCUUAAACGACGACCCCCCGUCUCCGAACACUGAUGAGCUCGUCGGGAAGCGGAGACUAGAGAUUUAUGAUCUCGACUACGACAUCUUCCGCAGGGCCACCCCUAGAGCCCGAGGGACAUUGCCACUCCCGGUUCCUUGUACGGAUGUCGACAAGAAGACAUUGGCGAAGGAGAGUGGUUGGGGCCGCUUGAAACGCGAGUUCGCAAGCAAGGGUUUGAAGGAAUUGACGAAAGCUGUGUUGGAGCGCAGGGUUUUAAACGAAGAGGACCUGCGGGUAAACGAUACAAUCCGAUCUCCAGGGUCUAUGGAAUCAAGCGCCACUCCCUCAUCGUCUUCGGCUGACACUGCUUCAGUUCGCUCCACUUUCUCGCCAAAUUCCACGUCUUCUUCUGAUUGGUACAAUUUGUCCCCACCAAGCUCAGAAUUACACAGGGCGCACCAAACUGAACCGAACUCGGAUUUGCAAUCAUCUGUUACUGGGAACGUGAAGUGGACGGGCUCAAGAAAUUUAGUGGAACGUAGAGGAGGUAAUGCUCCUCUUGUUCUCUUACCAUCAUCUGCUGAUGCCUUGGGGAGGCUUUCUUCAGAAGAAUUAGUAAUGGACUGGUGUCCAUCUCCUCCAUUUAUUUCAGAAGUGGAAGAAGAUCAAGAAGCAUUAGAUAUAGCAGGACAACUCUCAUUGGGUGCUUCUGACCAAGAUGACUCGGCAGAAGAUGCACCUUCUGGUGAUAAUGAGGACAACCAAUUAUUUCAUCCAGUUCUUUUUAGGUGGCCUGAUAUGGAUAAAGUGGACGAUGCCCAUCAGGGAGUUCUUGACUCUGAAUCAGUGUUCGUAUUGUUAGCAUCAGAAUCAAAAGCAGGUUCAAGGAAGGCAAUGAUAAAAAUGUAUGUUUGGCUUGGAAGGAAGAGUAGGCAUGGCAUUCUAGGAGAGAAGGAAGAAAAUGAGACUGCUCAAGUAGAUAGAAUUGGCACAAAGUUUAUUGAGCUCAUGGGUGUUCCAGCGGAUACUCCUGUACAGCUAAUUAGAGAGGGCGAGGAGCCAGAGCAGUUCUUAAAUCACUUAUUCUCCUUCCACCAAGUUAAUAAAAGCAUUCAUUGAAGACACGGAGCAGUUCUUAAAUCACUUAUUCUCCUUCCACCAAGUUAAUGAAAGCAUUCAUUGAAGACACGGAGGAUAUGUAGGAGAUAUCUAACCUACUUUACAACCAUUGGCGUAUGCAUACUGUUCUUUUUAGUGAUUUAAUUCAUUAGGUAAACUGUGUAAUAUAGUAAGUAGAAGAACAUCUAAUAUCAUCAGCCAUCACCUUGAUGUGAAUGGAGCUGUGGAGACUAGAAAUCAUGAAAAGAAAAUAAUUUUAGGUGAAAGUAGCCUCUCCCACUUCCUGACUUAUUACAUUGAUUAGUGUGCUUAGUAUAAUAAAAUUUCUUAAGUUCAAACAUCUGAAAUUAUUGGUUUCAUGUUCUAAAGGUACGACAGUUGAUUGUGCUAUGUAUGAUCGUUUGACUUUUACAAAGACAUUACAAUUGUGAAUAGAGAAGGCAGGAUCAUUUAGAACCUUCAUCA